AUGUGGUCUAGGCUCAUAUCACGUCCCUACAUUCGCGCGUCGCACGUCAGGCGGCAUAUCUUGCCAAUAAGCCAAGCCAGAUAUUUGUCAACGCCGUCGAAUUAUCGGGUUGUUGAGCAUACUAUUGAUUGCAGUCAUUCAAGAGAAUAUCUCUCUGAGACGGCAAAUGGCAAUGAAGACAUACCAAAGCUUGCUGUGAAGCAAUACGUCCCCCACGACAACCCCAAUCCUCAACCUGGUGAUGUGACCAUUAUCGGUGCUCAUGCAAAUGGUUUUCCAAAGCUGACUUGUCAGGAACUAUAUGAGCCGCUAUGGGAUGAGCUGUAUGACCGAGCAAGACAACAAGAUCUCAGGAUACGAUCGAUUUGGAUUGCAGAUGUAUGGAAUCAAGGUCAAUCAGGGGUUAUCAACGAGAGAGUGCUUGGCAAUGAUCUCAGUUGGUUUGACCACGCAAGAGAUAUGAUGAAUCUCAUCAACCAGCAUCAACGAGACAUUCCUCAUCCGAUCGUCGGUAUUGGUCAUAGUAUGGGUGGAACUCAGCUGGCACAGUUAGCACUCUGGCACCCUCGGCUCCUGGACUCAUUAGCACUUAUUGACCCCAUCAUCCAAAUUCCAAACCCAAGCAUUUCCUUGGCCGGUCUUUCUACAAAGAGGCGGGAUAUCUGGCCAUCAAGAGAAGAUGCUGUUGCAAGGUUUAAGAAGAGCAAGUUCUUCCAGUCUUGGGAUCCUCGUGUUCUUGACCUUUGGAUAGAACAUGGGCUUCGAGAUGUUCCGACUGAGCUUUAUCCGAAAGAAGGGGGUUCAAGUCCAGGUGAGCGAGUUACUCUCACGACGUCGAAGCACCAAGAGCUCUUCAGCUUUGUUCGACCGACAUACUUAGCAAGACACUGGGAACCAACCAACGAUCAAGACCCAGAACAGAAUAAAGACUGUCCCGAGUACCCAUUUCACCGCCCAGAGCCUCCAAAGAUAUUUCGCCACUUACCCGAGCUUCGACCAAGUACUUUAUUCGUCUUCGGAAAGCAAUCAGAGUUUUCAUCACCGGAGCGACGACAGGAAAAAAUGCUGACAACCGGCACCGGAGUUGGAGGCAGCGGGGGCGCAGCUGUUGGUGAAGUUCAAGAGGAGACACUUGACUGCGGCCAUUUGAUACCCAUGGAGAAGGUUUCCGAGUGCGCAGAUGUCAUCUCUUCAUUCGUCGGAAGGGAAAGUAUACGAUGGCGUGAUCAGCAAGGAUCUUUCAAGAGGUACCGUGAAAGCAUGUCGAGACGACAACAAAUCACGAUCGAUGAACAAUGGGAGGACAAGGUUAAGCUUGGUGAUAAAUACUUAAAGUCAUAG
Molecule: messenger RNA, 1341 nt
Organism: Fusarium proliferatum ET1
Lineage: Eukaryota; Fungi; Ascomycota; Sordariomycetes; Hypocreales; Nectriaceae
Exons: 4
Coding region: 1-1341 (446 amino acids)
Source: RefSeq, a predicted model, not a curated record